Molecule: messenger RNA, 702 nt
Organism: Prorocentrum cordatum
Lineage: Eukaryota; Dinophyceae; Prorocentrales; Prorocentraceae
Source: the annotation of a GenBank genome assembly
AUGACUCAGUACCCCCGCCUCGGCAAACAAGGGUGGUACUGGGUGGCGCCAGAGGAGAACUGGAGCUCUUGGUUGCUCCCGUACGGGGUAGAGAUAGAGCCUUCGGACCAGCAGCAGAAACUUGUCGCCACCGUGACGCACGUUGGCCAGCGGAAGUGGCAGCAGGUUGACGGGAGCCAGCGGAGAAAGAAAGCAAACCAUCCCAGAAGCGGUCAGACCGGCUGGGGCCAGAAGUGGCACGCCGCGCGGGAGAUUCUCGAGCGCCUCCCCAGGCGUGCGCUGGUCCUCGUGUCCGACUCCCGCGACGUCCUGCUGAACCUGGCCCCCGGCGCGGCCCCAGGGUCGGCGGCCCAGCGGCUGGCCGCGAGCUUCGAGGCGCUGACUGCAGGAGCCCUGGAGGGCGCCGUCGUGGCCGGCGCCGAGGGGCGGUGCUGUGUUUCGGCCCUGACAAACGUGAGACCCGGCGAGCUCUUCGAUGAGGGCGGCGGCCGUCGCGUGCGGGCGUGCAGCUCCGGGUCGCAGGGCUGUCCGUGGCGGAAAGGCGGCGUGCGCCUCUGGGAGGAGUUCAUGGGCGGCCUCGCCGCAGAGCGUGGUGCCGCCGGGACGGAGGUCUUCCUGAACGCCGGGCUGGUCGCAGGCUGCACGAAUCCCACGGCCCCCCCCCCCCCGCACUCGUGCAUCAGCGCCCACUCGUACUGGUAG